CUUGCCACGUUGACAGGACAUACAUUCAGAGUAUUAUAUUUAGCCAUCUCCCCUGAUGGACAGACAAUUGUUACUGGUGCUGGUGACGAGACGCUCCGGUUUUGGAACGUGUUUCCGUCUCCCAAGUCCCAGAGUUCUGACAGCUUAAGUAGCAUUGGAGCGACAUCAUUUGUUAGGAGCUACAUCCGGUGACUCAACGAAAUGUAGUUUCGUCGAGCUUGUAAGUUAUUGCCGCAAGUGCUGAUCGUCAUCAGCACCAUUCAAUUCCCACACGACCUCCUUCUGUCCAUCUGCCGCCGAAGCCAGCACCAUUUUAGAGAUUGCACGGCAGGGGAUGAUUGACUGGCUGGCUUGCGCGGAUCCGAUCCCCUCUCCCGCGCUGGAAGCGGCACAUAUCUAUUGUUGUAGGAGCGAAGGCGGGAGAUGUUCAUGUCAGAGAAGCAUGGGCUAUACAGCCAGCCACACUCCCUCCUCCAGUUUAUGUUCCCCAUUGGAACUGCCCUGCGAACCAAACUGUUCCUUAACAUUUACUCACUCAUGAAGCCCUUUUGAUUUCAUUCGUUAUGUUGUUUAGCGGGAAAUUCCUCUUGUUUGAGCAACUGAGAAAUCUGUUGGCGUGUCGAUUAUGCGCUUGACUGAUGAUAUACAAGCUGUAGCUCUAUUCAGAACAUCAUGAAAUUCAGAACUGGACCUCGCUGGCCUGUGUCAAGGCCUGUGGAGGAAUUCAGAAUUUGGCCAUGUCCUCUGAUGGAUGCAGUGGGUUAAAAUUAUCUGUCUGGGUG
Molecule: messenger RNA, 782 nt
Organism: Triticum aestivum (bread wheat)
Lineage: Eukaryota; Viridiplantae; Streptophyta; Magnoliopsida; Poales; Poaceae
Product: protein FIZZY-RELATED 2
Biological process (GO): positive regulation of anaphase-promoting complex-dependent catabolic process; positive regulation of ubiquitin protein ligase activity; anaphase-promoting complex-dependent catabolic process
Cellular component (GO): anaphase-promoting complex
Molecular function (GO): ubiquitin ligase activator activity; anaphase-promoting complex binding; protein binding
Source: RefSeq, a predicted model, not a curated record